Messenger RNA from Aspergillus candidus, 1446 nucleotides. RefSeq names its product putative MFS transporter. Gene Ontology annotation, biological process: transmembrane transport. The record is from RefSeq and is a predicted model, not a curated record. Gene Ontology annotation, cellular component: membrane. The transcript is spliced from 6 exons. Lineage: Eukaryota; Fungi; Ascomycota; Eurotiomycetes; Eurotiales; Aspergillaceae. The coding region runs from base 1 to 1446 and encodes 481 amino acids. Gene Ontology annotation, molecular function: transmembrane transporter activity.
AUGGUCAAAAAUACUGAGGGCCCUACAUUUCAGCAUGUUGAGGGCUUUUCUCCAGACAAGACGGAUAACCAAGUACUGAUUUCUGGGAGGCAUGAGUUUUCAGUCCGUCGAAAGUUUGAUUGCAGAAUGAUGCCCAUUGUCUGUAUAUUGUAUAUUCUAUCUUACUUGGAUCGAGGAAACAUCGGCAAUGCAAAGACCGCAGGCCUUGAAGACGACCUCGGACUAGACGACUAUCAGUGGUCUUGGGUCCUAUAUGCAUUUUACAUCUGCUAUAUCCUGUUUGAGUGGACCACGGUUUUCUGGAAACUCCUUCCAGCUCACAUCUACGUUGCCAUUCUCUGCGUAUGUUGGGGAGCCGCUGCAAUGUGCGCUGGCGCGGUCAACAACCUCGCCGAACUCAUCGUCUGUCGGGCCCUGCUAGGUGUCUUUGAGGCGGCAUUUGGCUGUGGUGCCCCAUAUUUCCUGUCCCUAUUUUACAAACGACAAGAACUCGGCUUUCGGGUAUCACUUUUGCUAGGCAUGUCUCCCAUUGCAAACACGAUUGCGUCCGUUGUCGCCUACGGUAUCACACACAUCCAAGGCUCCUUGAAGCCAUGGCGCUAUCUCUUCAUUAUAGAGGGAGCACCAACGGUCCUUUUUGCUGUCAUUGUGUACUUGUAUCUUCCCAAUUCCCCCGGUACAGCACAAUUUCUCAGUGACGUGGAGCAAACGUACGCUGUUGAGCGUCUUCAAACCAUCGACCGAACCCAGAAAAACAAGCUACGCUGGACUCAGGUAUUCAGCGGCCUUUCCGACUACAAGAAUUACACGCACAUGCUCAUGCACUUCUGCUGUAAUUUCUCGUUCGCGGCCUUAUCCAACUUCCUCCCUUCUAUCCUAGAAGCAAUGGGCUACACUUCGAUCAAAGCACAAGGCUUCGCGGCGCCGCCUUAUCUAGCCUCAUUCAUCUGCUGCAUGGGAGCGGCAAUUGUCUCUGAUAAAUGGAGCAGUCGGAGCUCGGUGAUUAUCUUUUUCUCCGCCAUGGCAACCGUGGGAUACCUUAUUUUGACCCUUGUCGAAAACACCGCGGCAAGAUACGCAGGGAUCUGGCUUGCUACUUGUGGAGUCUUCCCAGCACUCUCACUGAAUAUUACCUGGUUGCUCAAUAAUCAAGGUGGAGAGAGCAAGAAGGGAGCUGGGAUGGCUAUCCUGGGGGUCUUCGGCCAGUGCUCCAGCUUUAUCAGUAGUUCUGUGUUUCCGAACACGGAUGCACCGUUUUAUACGAAGGGGUGUGCGAUCGGAUGUGGCAUGACGGGUGCGAUUGUCAUUGUGGCAUUGGGGCUGCGGAUUUCUCUGGCUUUGGAAAAUAGAAGGAGAGAUCGGGUUCAUGGGCUGGUGGAUGAGAAUGAGAGGGUGGAUGUCACCGAUGGGGGAGACAGUCACCCCAACUUCAGAUAUAUGCUUUAG